Messenger RNA from Mizuhopecten yessoensis (Yesso scallop), 1420 nucleotides. RefSeq names its product tRNA selenocysteine 1-associated protein 1-like. Gene Ontology annotation, molecular function: RNA binding. Lineage: Eukaryota; Metazoa; Mollusca; Bivalvia; Pectinida; Pectinidae. The record is from RefSeq and is a predicted model, not a curated record. Bases 109 to 972 code for a protein of 287 amino acids. The transcript is spliced from 10 exons.
CUCUUUAAUACAUCAAUCCUCAUCAGUCAGUUCACAAUAUUGCAGACCUACCACGUUUUCUGAUGAUAGAGACCACCACCAGAGCCCACAGGACAUUACAAUUGCAACAUGUCAGGAGCAUCGUCAUCUUUGUGGAUGGGAGAUCUGGAGCCUUAUAUGGAUGACUAUUUCAUAACUUCUGCAUUUGAACAAAUGGGAUCUACGAUCAAGUCUAUGAAAUUAAUCAAAAAUAAGGUUACAGGUCUUCCAGCCGGCUACUGUUUCAUCGACUUCCAUGAUGAAGAGAAGGCACAUGAUGCAAUGUUGAAGCUGAAUGGGAAAAUAAUCCCCAACAGUAACCCUCCUAAAAGAUUUAAGCUGAACACAUCCAGCCAUGGAAAGGAACACCUCGCAGUUCCCGAAUUUUCUCUUUUCAUUGGUGACCUGUCCACGGAUGUUGAUGACUACGUUUUAUAUUAUGCAUUUGCAAAGAAAUACAGAUCAUGUAGAUCAGCUAAAGUUGUACUAGAAAACAACGGCCGCAGUAAGGGGUACGGGUUUGUUCGCUUCUCCGAGGAAACAGACCAGCAGAGAGCACUGAUUGAAAUGCAGCAUAUGACAGAUAUUGGGACGAAGCCCAUUCGUGUGAGUCUGGCAACACCGAAAAGGCCCAUGCCCCAGGAUAUGACAGGAGGUAUUCCCUACAGCCCCUACUACGGACACAACUAUCCCUACAAUGCUGCGUACUACAACUACUACAACUCCAACACUUACUACAACAAUCAGGACUACACUUCUCGCCCGGGUGGACAUCAUGAGCAUGGCAUUGAGGAGGAUAUAGAUACUUUGGAAGAACCAGAAUUAGAAGUGGACAUCUUCAGGUAUAACAAAGACUACAUGGAACAGAGUGAGGAAAUCUUUGAGGCAAUAGAGUUAUCAAGAUGGACACCCUUGGAUAGCCUUGCAUCAAAAAUACCAAAUCACAUCGUCUGAUCACUCUUCAGUGUUUGUCAGACAUAAGUAAAAGUGGAGUGAAAGCUUAAGAUUGAAGAAAGAAUUUGAAAGUCGAUUUUAUGUUGGUGGAGUUGGUGGAUGUAUGUGUGAAAUAUCAUCAUCAUGAGAGACUCACUGAUCUUGAACUUUAAUGAAUAGGAAUAUGAGAAUUAUAACUUCAUUACUAAAACAGUUGCAGAUAUUGACUCUGAAUUGAUGUUAGCGUUUAGGACAAAUGGGCCUCUUGUUUUUGCUCUUAUCCUAAAAUAUUUCAAUGAAAAACCAAAAAAUAUAAGCAUUUCUCAUUUUCCAGGUAUACCCGAGGGUCAUAUAACAUGAAAUCAGGUUUUGAUGAUUAAAAAAAAUGAUAACUUGAUAGUUUAUAAUUAUAUGUGCAAUGUAUGACUUUUUUUUUUUUGAAUAAAGAUGAAAUGAAAUAUUUACUACC